CUCGCCGACGCGGACAAAUGGAGGCACCAGAUCACGCGGGAGAUCAGCCGCAAAGUCGCGGAGAUUCAGAACGAAGGAUUAGGCGAGCACAGGCUCCGCGACCUCAACGACGAGAUCAACAAGAUUCUGAGAGAGAGAGAGAUGGCACUGGGAGAGACGGAUCGUUGAGCUGGGAGGUCCUAAUUACAAUAGGCACGGCGCGAAGAUGACGGAUCUUGAGGGGAACAUCGUUGAUGUACCGAAUACUAGCGGAAGAGGUUGUUAGCGUUGGAGCGGUUAAGGAGGUUUUGUUUGAGGAGGAGGAGGAUGUGGUUGAGGAAGAGAGGAAGGAGGAGAAGGAGAAGGAGAGGGAGUUUGUGGUGCAUGUUCCUUUGCCUGAUGAGAAGGAGACUGAGAAGAUGGUGUUGCGGAAGAAGAAGAUGGAGUUGUUGAGAGAGUAUGCUAGUGAGGAUUUGGUUGAGCAGGAGAAGGAGGCUAAAGCUAUGCUCAAUAUCCAUAGAUAGAAACACACUUUUAGGUGGGUGAUUGAAUAUUUUUAGCUUUAGUCUUGAGAAUAAUAGUAUUAGUACCCUUGUGGAUGGAGUUUAGAUAGAUAUGCAGGAACUGUUAUUUCAAUGGCAAAUUACAAAAUCCUUGCUUAGUUAGUGCUUGCAAGGGAUUUUUCUACUAUGCUGUCUUGAUAAGUAGGAGAGGCUGAUAAAUCUUUGUGCUCAAGCUAAGAAGUUGCCUUUUGGAACAAAGUGUGGGAUAUAAGGAGGGAGAAGUGUGAGUGAGAAACAAACUCUUGUUCGCUUAUGUUAGCUCUACUUUUUGUAUUCUGUGUUUUAAUUUAUUUGCGGUCACAGAAUCAUUUCUUCUU
Molecule: messenger RNA, 859 nt
Organism: Raphanus sativus (radish)
Lineage: Eukaryota; Viridiplantae; Streptophyta; Magnoliopsida; Brassicales; Brassicaceae
Exons: 1
Coding region: 234-503 (89 amino acids)
Biological process (GO): generation of catalytic spliceosome for second transesterification step; mRNA 3'-splice site recognition
Cellular component (GO): Prp19 complex; post-spliceosomal complex; post-mRNA release spliceosomal complex
Source: RefSeq, a predicted model, not a curated record